AUGGAAGCGCGAGCAGGGACGGUGGUUGAAGGAGGACAACGAGUUUUGAGUAAUCAACAAUCGCAGAUUGGAACGGUAUCUCAGCUUUUUGCCGGUGGGGUGGCUGGUGCUUUUGGAAAAACGUGCACUGCUCCUCUCUCUCGACUCACCAUUCUUUUUCAGGUGCAAGGUAUGCAUUUUGAUGUUGGCCAUGUCGCAGCACUAAGUAAACCUAGCCUUUUGUAUGAGGCUCAACGGAUUGUUAAUGAAGAAGGAUUUAGAGCAUUUUGGAAAGGCAAUUUGGUGACAAUAGCUCACCGUCUCCCUUAUUCUGCAGUCAAUUUCUAUACCUAUGAAUGCUACAAGAAUCUAUUGCAUUCUGUUCUGGGGGAGAAUCAUAGAGCAAAGGCUAGUAGUGACGUCCUUGUGCACUUUGUCAGCGGUGGUAUGUCAGGCAUGACAGCUGCUUCGGCUUUAUAUCCAUUGGAUUUAGUUAGAACACGACUUGCCGCACAGAGAAAUGUCAUAUACUACAAUGGAAUGUCACAUGCUUUCAGUACCAUUUGUAGAGAAGAAGGAUUCUUUGGAAUGUACAAGGGACUUGGUGCAACAUUGUUGGGUGUUGGGCCUAGCAUAGCUCUAAGUUUUUCCGUUUACGAGAGCCUGCGUUCUUCUUGGAAGUCUCAAAGGCCAGAUGAUUCUACUGCCAUGGUCAGUCUUGCUUGUGGAAGUCUUUCAGGCAUUGUAUCAUCAACAGCAACAUUUCCGUUGGAUCUAGUAAGGCGAAGGAUGCAAUUGGAAGGGGUUGGUGGUCGACCUCGUGUCUAUAAUACCAGUUUGUUCCGGACAUUUGGUCACAUAUUUCGGAAUGAAGGUAUACGAGGUUUAUAUAGAGGCAUUUUGCCCGAGUAUUACAAGGUUGUUCCCGGCGUUGGCAUUGUCUUUAUGACCUAUGAGACAUUGAAGACCCUUCUUUCCAGCUUUCAAAAUCGUUAG
Molecule: messenger RNA, 975 nt
Organism: Lathyrus sativus (Indian pea)
Lineage: Eukaryota; Viridiplantae; Streptophyta; Magnoliopsida; Fabales; Fabaceae
Source: the annotation of a GenBank genome assembly